Messenger RNA from Ceratosolen solmsi marchali, 806 nucleotides. NCBI's taxonomy places the organism in Eukaryota, Metazoa, Arthropoda, Insecta, Hymenoptera, Agaonidae. The record is from RefSeq and is a predicted model, not a curated record.
AUCUAUUUUUAGGUAAAUACUUAAUGCUUUUUAUCAUUGUCCAUGAUAAAAUUGUAAACGUCAAAGCGCUAGUUGGAUCAAGUGUUAGGGACGCACUACCUGAUGAAUUUCCAUUUAUAGCUGCAAUUGUAAAUGAUAUUCCAAAUUUUGAGUAUGACAAGGAUUUAAUAUGCACUGGGGUAUUGGCUAAUAGGCAGAGCGUCAUAACGACCGCUCACUGCUUAGAACAAGACUUUGAAUAUAAUAUUAAACUUAUCAUUGGGUCAAACGAUUUAUUAAGCCUUUCGCAGUAUCAUAUAGCCUUUUGGUUAUCGUAUAAUCAGUGGGCUCAGUAUUCACGAAUACACGUGACUUUUAGUACCAACGAUAUUUGUGUUUUGAGGUUAACAAGUCACGUUCAUCGAACUAUUCAGCCUGCAGUUAUAGCAUAUGAAACAUAUAAUCAAUUUAAUGGACAAAAUAUUGUACUAGCAGGUUGGGGUCAAAUAAAUAAUACAACGUUUCCUAGGAUACUGCAAACGAGUCCUGCCACGGUUUUAUCAAAUGAAAAUUGCCUAGCUAGAGUUAAUCAAUUAGUUUCGGGUCAGUUCAUUGUCGAUGGGAAUAUUUUCUGCAGUGCUGGAAAUCCAUUUACUUAUGUAAUGUUGGGGGACAAUGGAGGACCAGUUGUGUACAGGAAUCGCGUUAUAGGCAUUAAUAUGGGCACGUGUCCUCAUUAUGAAAAUCACCAACUUCACGCUAAUAAAGUGAAUAUUCACAUAAAUCUAUAUGUUUAUCAACAUUUCUUAAGGAUAGCCCUUCAGUAA